AUGGACCAUCGUUAUUAUAUUGAUAAUUGUUUACGUCCUCUUAUCGAUGAAAUUAAACGUCAAAGACCUUCAUGUGGAACCCAUGACAUUAAAAUUCAUCAUGACAAUGGAAAACCACAUGUUCAUAGGAAUGUGUGUACUUAUCUUGAAUCAAAAGGUUUUACAAUUAUGCCACAUCCACCUAAUUCUCUGGACCUAUCUCCUUGCGAUUUUUGGUUAUUUGACUUAAUCAAAGAUAAUCUGUCUGAUCAAAGUGAUUCACAAUCAUUAUAUGACGCGGUGGUCAAUUUCAUGUAUUCUUUGAGUAACGAAGAAUACAAGAAAACCUUUGAAAAAUGGAUGGAAAGAAUGCAAUUAUGUAUAGAUAAUCAAGGUGGUUAUUUCGAACAUUUGAUAAAAUAAACAAUUGAUAAACUCGUCCUUGUAGUUUUUUUUUGUUGUAUCACUAUUACUUCUUGUUCACUAUGAAAUAUAUAGAUAACUAGUUAUUAUAAGAGAUAAGAAAAUCAUGAUGAAAGAACGAGAAAAAAAAGGAAAAACAGCGAAAAAAAACAC
Rotaria sp. Silwood1 is the source of this 555-nucleotide messenger RNA. The record is from the annotation of a GenBank genome assembly. NCBI's taxonomy places the organism in Eukaryota, Metazoa, Rotifera, Eurotatoria, Philodinida, Philodinidae.